AUGGCCUCGCAAGGGACGGGGUACGACCUUUCGGCGAGCACCUACUCGCCUGAUGGGCGCAUCUUUCAGAUCGAAUACGCGACCAAGGCUGUAGAGAAUGCAGGGACCGCGAUCGCGGUGCGGACCAAGGACGGUGUCGUGUUUGGCGUCGAGAGCCUGGUGCCGUCGAAGCUGCUCGUGCCCGGCGCGAACAAGCGCAUCUUUACGGUGGCGGACCACGUUGGCCUGACCUCGGCGGGCCUCACGGCCGACGGCAAGCACCUCGCGGGGCGUGCGCGCGACGAGGCGAACAACUUCCAGGACAAUUACAAGCAGUCCGUGCCGGUCAAGACGCUUGCGGAGCGCACCGCGCUGUACGUGCAGGCGUUUACGCUCUACUCGUCUGUGCGUCCGUUUGGCAUUUCGUCGAUUGUCGGCGGCGUGGACGAGACGCGCGGGCCCCAACUCUAUGUCAUCGAACCGUCGGGCGUCUUUUGGGGCUACCACGGCUGCGCGAUCGGCAAGGGCAAGCAGUUUGCCAAGACCGAGGUCGAAAAGCUCUCGCUUGAGACGCUCACGAUGAAGGAGGCGGUCGACGAGGUGGCGCGCAUCAUCUACAAGGCCCACGACGACGCAAAAGACAAGGAGUUUGAGCUCGAACUCUCGUGGGUCGGUGCCGAGACCAACAACGUGCACCAGCCGGUCCCGGCAGAGCUGCGCCAGGAGGCCGUGCGCAAGGCGCAGCAGGCGCUCGAGGAGGAGAUGGAGGAUUAG
Molecule: messenger RNA, 753 nt
Organism: Malassezia japonica
Lineage: Eukaryota; Fungi; Basidiomycota; Malasseziomycetes; Malasseziales; Malasseziaceae
Gene: PRE10
Product: proteasome endopeptidase complex
Exons: 2
Coding region: 1-753 (250 amino acids)
Biological process (GO): proteasomal protein catabolic process; ubiquitin-dependent protein catabolic process
Cellular component (GO): nucleus; proteasome core complex; proteasome core complex, alpha-subunit complex
Source: RefSeq, a predicted model, not a curated record